Rotaria socialis is the source of this 864-nucleotide messenger RNA. NCBI's taxonomy places the organism in Eukaryota, Metazoa, Rotifera, Eurotatoria, Philodinida, Philodinidae. The record is from the annotation of a GenBank genome assembly.
AUGAUUUCACACCUCAAGAGGAAGAACAAAUCAAAAAAGAAAACGAAUGAUGAAGCUACACGAGAACGUUUAAAUAAUACGGAAAAUCGACCGUUAUCUCAAUUGACUUUUCGUCAUAUUCCUGAUGUGCCACUAAAUACACAUCGUCACACAAUCUCAUCACAAUUCUUAUCUGUAAAUUCACAAAUAGAUUCAACUUCUCUUAAAAAACCAUCAAACAAAAUAGAUGAGCUACAACGAAAUUCUUCAACAAAUGAUGUUUCUUCAAUAUUACCGUUACCAAUAAGUCACAUAUCUUCAAAUCAUUCCACGCUACAUCGAUCAACAUCUUUAACGAUUGAUCGAUCGUCUUAUUUUUCGUCAUCGUCAUUUUCUUCUUAUUAUUUAAAAAAUGAUCGGCCAAUAUCAAAAACCCUGUGUCCAAUCUGUCAAAUACCCUUUGAUAUAGCUGGUGUUCAUCGACCAGUGAAUGAUGCUUGCGGACAUACAACAUGUUUUCAAUGUUUUAAAACGAUAAUGAUAAAAGCAACUGGAUGCAGUCUAUGUCAAAAAGAAGAAGAACUUAAUUCACAAUUAUCGGAUCAAAGUUAUGAUUUAAUGCUUUUUUUUGAUGAAUGGUCACUUGAUCAAUCGUCGUCUACCAGAAAAUCAUUAAAAUCCAUAAAAAGUUUCGAUGACAAUAAUAAUGACGAUGAUGAUACAGAUUUUGAAACCUAUGAACAAAUAGCACCCAUUGAUGAUGAUGAAGAACAAUGUGAUAAAGCAACAUGGAUAUCAGCUGAUGUUCAUGAUAAUAGGCCAGAAUAUAGUGAUAAACAAUUUAAUCAUACAAAANUAAAAUUCCUACUUUUAGAAAGAGAUUAG